AUGGCGACAACAACUGAUGAAUACCCUCGUCAUGCGGUCCCUACUGACUCCUCCUCAAAUGGAACUCCGAAUGGGAUGAAUAGACAAAAUGAUCCUUUUGCAACGGAGACCCCACCAUCGCACCCUCAUCCCCACCGCUUUUCGUCCUUCGAUACCCAGCUUUUCGCCUUGAAUCAUCCAUCAUCGUCUCCUGCGCAAGCGAAGAGGGCAUUGGAGGCUCACAUGGCAGAGACGGACCGGAGGAUUCAGGAAACCUCAAAGCUCGGCACGACGCUGGUGCAGCAGCGAGUGAAUUUGGCACAACGACUACGGGAUGUGGGAUCGCAAGAGGAGGAGGCCCAUAUCAGUCCUGAGUUACGGCAGAAGCUGAUCGAGAUUGAGAGAGAAUACAAUGAAGUUGGACGACAAAGUGCUAGGGCAUUCCUGGGUCCCAAGUCGGAAGCAGUCGGAGAGGGAUCGAAUACCCCCUUUGCCUUGGAUGGCAGGAAUCCCGCAAGCCCUACAAAGUUUUCUAGCCAGGCCACUGAUUCGCCAUCUAAGCUCAAUGUCCCAAGAAAACAAAGAAAUCAGGCGUCGAAAACGGAUGACAUUGACUUUGCAGCCGAGAUCAGUACAUCACUCUUAGGACAAGUACGGCAUUUGCAAGCGGUCCUAUUGGAGCGCGAUGAGACAUUGAAGGCCGUGCAAUUGGACAAAUCGAGGCUCGAGCUUGAGGCGGAGGGGUUUUCACAACGUCUUCGAAGUCUGGACGAAAGUGAGCAGCGGUACAAAGACGAAAAUUGGAAUUUGGAAACCCAGCUUCAAGAGACAAACGCAGCGAACCGAGACUCCGCCAGCAGGGCACAAAAGCUGCAACAAGUACUGGCUGCUACCACAUCUGAGAAGAACGCUGCACAGAGUGAGCUGGACCAUCUUAGACAAGAUCACAGCAGAGUCACGGAGGAUUAUGCUGCUGUGCGCAAGACCCAUGAAUCCGAGCUCGCUAGUCUACGAAGGAGCGUGAAUCUGGGCGAGAACGAAAACGAGACUCUGCAGCGCAAGAUCGAAGAGCUGACUUCUCAAAAUCGGGAACUAGCCAACGGACUUGCCGGCCGCUUCAGAGAUGAGGAGACCGAGCCAGAGGCGGACACUGGCGCGAAGUCUGAAGAAUAUCCGUUCGAUUUGUCUGAACGAGAGCACUCGCCUCCUCCUUCACCCACAAAAGGCGUCCACAGGCACUCUAUGUUGGAGUCAGAGACGUUGAAAAGCUCUCUAAAUCAUGCCCACAGGAUGAUCCAGAACCUGAAAGGCAAUGUACAUCGUGAGAAAGCCGAAAAGCAGGAUCUCAAGCGCAUGCUUCAAGAGGCUAGAGAUGAGUUGGAGAUUCGAAGAGCCGAGCCGAAUGGGAAGAGGCUGAAAGCAAAAUCACAUACGGAUAUGAGAAGAGCAGGUCGGCCUGGGCUUGGCGCCACCAGGAACAGCAGGACUGAUGUUUUGGUCGAUGACGCCGAGCACGACCCCGAGUGGGAAGAUCACAACGAUGAAGACAAUCCUCGUCAUGAUGUUGGUGUUCGACCAAUCACCCACGAGAGCAUGCCAGGGGCGAGUCGACUCGCGGAAAAUAGUGACGCUUAUCAGACGGCUAAUGAGACAGAGGAUGCUUUUGAGACAGCAAAUGAGCGUGACACUACUGACAACGAUGCUUUCCAGACCGGAGCCGAGAGUUUGGCGGGAGACAGCACGGAUGAGGCCGAAGCGACAGAAACAGAGUCUGGUGUGGCUCGAGGUGGCACUAUGCGAAGCAAGAAACCACAACCUGUCCCAUUUAACAAGCCGGGUGACAGGAGAUCCAUUCAGAGCACUGCAUCAACCUCUGGAGACGACGAAGGACAUGCUCUUCAGACACCAAUUCAGAAUCAGCCACAGCGGUACCGCUUAAAGGUCAACCGCAAUUCUCGUCGGUCGCGGGUGAGCAGCGAAGUCCCAGGUAGUAGUCAACAGUCAACAGCUAGAAAUUCUCCAGGCAGCUUCAUGAACGGAGGUGGUGAAGUAAAUCAAAGUCUGUUCAACGAGCUGGAGAACCUGAGUGGUGAUGAAGAUGGCACGCCAAGCAAGGGAAUUAUCAGCUCACCCAGGUCCACGCAAUCUCUUCGCAGAAAUGUCAGUGGGAAGAGGUCAUCAUCAAGCAUGAGACAAGGUGUAAGUCCGUCAACGUCGGGUCCAAGGCCUAGCACCGUUGUCUAUGCAGGAGGCGCGCCACCGGUCCCUAGAAUGCCCAUGGUCGAUUCCAGUAUGAUGACAGAGCCGAUGGAACCUCCACAGAGUCCCCCAGGUCAAGCAGGGGUAGGUCACGCAAGCCUACGCCAAGCAAGUCCGAGCCCAGAAUCCUCAAGUAUUUUGCCCACGAGUUCCGCAGCGGCCAUCACCAGCAGAAUCUUUGGUAGCACACCCCAAACGCCACAAAACAAGGGUGUCGAAUCACAGCCUGUUAGUGUGUCUAACCUUGGCUCGGAAUCGCGUUCAUCUUCAUCUUCACGACGUCCAGCUUGGGAUCAGCCGCUCCAGAUGUUUGGCACGAUUCCGGGAUUUAAUCAAAGUGCAGAUACAACGCCUUUAUCGACGAGGUCUGCAACAACGCAGGUGCGAGGUGUUUCUGGAGACCUGUCGUCUGAUGAUCAGCGAGCCAGGAAUUUUUCGAGCAAUUCAACUCAGCCUACGGAAUAUUCCGAGUCAACACAUGAUGAUCAAGCCACGACGCCUCCAGGUACGGCUGCCAAGGCUCGGGCUCCAUUGACAUUGUCACCUAUUCAUAGCUUGGAGUCAGUCCCGGUACAGCCUAUCGAGAGAUCCAUGGCAAACGAGUUAAGCCGUACAACUACGUCUGCAGGCCCACCAACUGCAGCUGCAACCUCCGAUACUACCGAAAGCCCGCCCAAGACGGCUAGUACUGGAGGCAUUCUUGGCUCUGUAUUUGGCUGGAAUAAGCGCAAAGCAUCUUCCGGGUCUCAGAUAGCUGAAGACGAGACUCGUCAAGAAGUUGCUGCGAGCAGUAGACCUACCACUAGUGAUUCUAAGCGUCCUCUCCAAGAAGUGCCAGCCAAUACUGUCAAUCGAAACAUGCAGCAGAGCAAUGCCAAGCUGUCACCAGUGGUUGAUCGUGGAGUCCAAACACUAUCGUUUUCCGAUUUGCUGGAAAGUGUUGCGAAGAAACCCAGCAUACCGUCAAUGAGACCCCUUGCUGAUAUAGGAGCUGCCUCUCCCGGCCUCAGUGAAGUUGGCAAAGGAAAGGCACCAGAGCAAUAUUACAAAGACUCACUUGGAAAGUCUUUCAAGCGACCAGUCAGUGCAACAAGCAUGCGUUCGCGAGCAGCCCCGUAUCCUCCGCUGCCUCCAGAUCAUCAAGAAGCUAUUGCUGCUGCUGCGCAAAAGGCGCCCCUCGAUUCGUCAGUGACUCCAACGGGUUCAACAACGUCUAUGGGUCCCCCUCUUGCCCCAGCUUCUGCAUACCCCUCUCGAGCUGCCAGGUCCCGCAACAGUCGACCUCAGACUCCAUCCCAGCAAGGAAUGCCAAGUCCGUCCUCAAGAGGCGGAACGACUCCCAGAGCAGGUCGAUAUUCCACCACCCGAAGCCAAGCGUCUCGCCGAUCUUCGUUCUCUUCUUUUGCUUCUGAACUUGAUGAGCGCUUCAACAUCCGCACCGACGCUGGCAUGCCAAUGCCUCAAGGCCUCCAACCUGGAACUGAUCCCCGCAUGAUCCAGGCAAUUACCCAGACGAUGAUCGGCGAGAUGAUGUGGAAGUACACUCGCAAAGCAGGUCGCGGCGAGAUGUCCUCCACUCGCCACCGCCGCUUCUUCUGGGUUCAUCCAUACACUCGCACACUCUACUGGAGCGACCGAGAUCCGGCUUCCGCCAACCGCGCGGAGCUCAAAUCUAAGAGCGUAGCCAUCGAAGCCGUACGAGUAGUCACAGACGAUAAUCCCAUGCCACCUGGCCUUCACCGCAAAUCUCUCAUUAUAAUCACACCCGGUCGCUCGGUUAAAUUCACGGCGCAAACCUCCCAGCGGCACGAGACCUGGUUCAACGCGCUCUCCUACCUCUUGCUCCGAACCGGCUCAGAUGGCGCCAAUAUAGUCCACAACCCAGGCGACCUCUCUGACGCCGACGUAGCCGAGUUCAAUCCAGGAUCGCACAAUAAACGCUCCUCCCGAUCCCGCAUCUCCCUCUCCAGCUUCCGCAGCUCCGCUACACAGAACAGGCAAGAUUCCAACCGCCUCUCAACACGCAUCCCAACAGGCGCUGCCUCGGGCGGCAACACCCAAAGUCAAGGGCAGCAAACAGAGCCCUCGCCUAACAAAGAAAGCGUACGCAGCCGCAUAGGUCGCAGCCUUUCGCGAAACCGGGGGACCAGAUCCCGACAAGACUCUAUUGCCCCAAACGACACCAAUAACAACACUACCAAUGCUACCGCAGUUUACAACGCUCAAGACAACCAAGGAAGUGUCUCCAGCCGCAUAAGUAGUUACUGGCACAAACCCGCGGCCUCAGUCCGCAGCUCCCUCCGUAGCCGCUCAAGCUUACGUGAUGAUGGACCGCCGGAACCUGGCGUGCUUGAAGGAGGGAGAAAUGUGGUUGGUGGGCGCAUGGGCGACAGCGCAGAGGACUUGAGGAGGGUGAUUGAGAACCAAGAGCAGGGAGGGCGGUUGGAGAAUGUGAGGGCUUGCUGUGACGGUCAACAUGACGUUGGCAGCUUAGCGAAGAACGGACGACAUCACAGCCACGUGGGCUCGACACAUAGCGUGCACAGUCAACGCAGUCAUCGAUCGCCGUCAAAUUCGCUCACGAAUCUGGCGUACAGUUAG
Messenger RNA from Letharia lupina, 4839 nucleotides. RefSeq lists its product as uncharacterized. Gene Ontology annotation, cellular component: cell cortex; mitochondrion. Gene Ontology annotation, biological process: maintenance of protein location in cell cortex; microtubule cytoskeleton organization; establishment of mitochondrion localization. The coding region runs from base 1 to 4839 and encodes 1612 amino acids. The transcript is spliced from 3 exons. Lineage: Eukaryota; Fungi; Ascomycota; Lecanoromycetes; Lecanorales; Parmeliaceae. Gene Ontology annotation, molecular function: tubulin binding; phospholipid binding. The record is from RefSeq and is a predicted model, not a curated record.